GAGCGCCCCUCUUUUGCCCGCCGUCGACGGCGUCACACUCAGGCCAACUCAUCUCUCGAGAGCCCACCUCGAGCUCGGCGGCCCCUUUCCGUUCCGACCCACUCAACGCAACAUCAUCUCCACCAACUCGAGACUGGAGCGGCGAGGGCCACGCACGCCUCGCGCAUGUCGCAGCCAAUCGUCUCUCCGUUACCACUGCCCGUGAUCACCACCACCACCAACGUCUACGCCGCCACUUAGCAGCCGCCGCCAUCACUAUGGAGGAGCUAGGCAUCACCAGCGUCUCGACGUCAGCGGACCCGGCUCUGGCCAGCGCCGUCGACGACCAGACGCGCGUCCACAUCGAGGCUCAGCAGGAGGAUGACACAUUUCUCAGAUUCAAGAAGCUCCAGCAGCACCUCGAGUUCCUCGACACCAUGACUGAAUACGUCAAGGAGGAGCAACGUAACCUCAAGCGUGAGCUGCUCCGCGCCUCCGAAGAAGUCAAGCGCAUUCAGUCAGUCCCACUUGUCAUCGGCCAAUUCCUCGAGCCCAUCGAUGAGCACACAGGCAUCGUCGGCUCGACUACGGGCAGCAACUACGUGGUCCGCAUCCUCUCCACACUCGACCGCGAGCUGCUGAAGCCAUCCAGUUCCGUCGCUCUGCAUCGCCACUCCAAUUCGCUCGUCGACAUCCUGCCUCCCGAGGCAGAUUCGAGCAUCUCGAUGCUGGGCCAGCACGAGAAGCCUACAGAGACGUAUGCGGAUGUGGGAGGGCUGGACGUACAGAAGCAGGAGAUCAGAGAGGCGGUCGAAUUGCCCCUUGUGCAGUUCGAUCUCUACAAGCAGAUCGGAAUCGACCCGCCCCGCGGUGUCCUCCUCUACGGCCCUCCGGGUACGGGGAAGACGAUGCUCGUCAAGGCGGUGGCAAACGCGACUACCGCCUCCUUCAUUCGAGUCGUUGGGUCAGAGUUCGUGCAAAAGUACCUCGGUGAAGGGCCGAGGAUGGUCAGGGAUGUGUUCAGGCUGGCGAGGGAGAAUGCGCCCGCCAUCAUCUUCAUUGAUGAGAUUGAUGCGAUUGCCACGAAGCGUUUCGAUGCGCAGACGGGUGCGGAUAGAGAGGUGCAGCGUAUCUUGUUGGAGCUGUUGAACCAGAUGGAUGGGUUCGACCAAGACAGCAACGUCAAGGUCAUCAUGGCAACAAAUCGAGCAGACACUUUGGACCCGGCCUUGCUUCGUCCAGGUCGUCUCGACAGGAAAAUCGAGUUCCCCAACCCCUCUCGCCGAGAGAAGCGCCUCAUCUUCCAGACUAUUGCUGGCAAGAUGUCACUCUCGCCCGAAGUGGACUUGGAGGACUUUGUUUCUCGCCCGGAGAAGCUCAGCAGCGCAGACAUUGCCUCGAUCUGCCAGGCUGCGGGACUGCAAGCGGUUAGGAAGAACCGAUAUGUGAUCCUGCCAGAGGACUUUGAGGAGGCCUGGAAGCAGUGCGUCGGUGGCAAGGGCCAGUCGGAUAAGCCGGACUUCUACAGGUAGUCAGUGGACUGCCAACGAUGAAAUGACUACCACUAUCUUCACGACUGCUGAACGAGCUGAAGUGAAUGUCUGUGAUUUCUGUGAGAGGUGCCUGCCCUCUACAGAUUGUGCUCCUCAUCCUCCUCAUCCUCAUCGUCAUCACGGCGCAUGCUGAUCGUGACUCCACUGGUGUGGCUCUCAUCUGCUCCAUCCUCCUCCUCGCCAUCCUCGCCUCCAUUGCGUCCCUCUGCCCGCCCGCGCAGAUUCGGGUCAGUAGAGGAUUGUGGGAUUCCUCCUCCGGCAACACCUCCAAAGCUGUUGUUC
This is a messenger RNA of Jaminaea rosea, 1814 nucleotides long. Its product is annotated as putative RPT3-26S proteasome regulatory subunit. Gene Ontology annotation, biological process: proteasome-mediated ubiquitin-dependent protein catabolic process. Gene Ontology annotation, molecular function: ATP hydrolysis activity; ATP binding; proteasome-activating activity. The record is from RefSeq and is a predicted model, not a curated record. Gene Ontology annotation, cellular component: proteasome regulatory particle, base subcomplex. The transcript has 3 exons. The coding region runs from base 258 to 1511 and encodes 417 amino acids. NCBI's taxonomy places the organism in Eukaryota, Fungi, Basidiomycota, Exobasidiomycetes, Microstromatales.